GCAGGGCGUGCAAUUUUCAGAAUCAAAUCCAGGGCGUCCUUCGGUGAUCUGAUUCCUAUCAUCGCGUCAUCACUGGUCUGGACCCAACCAGACUCGUCUGUAUAAAUCACGGGCUCUGAGAAGGAAACAUGCCCUGCACUAUUCGUCACCAAGACACCUAAGCCGCGAUAUAUGCGCACCUUUUGGAAGUCACAUUACUAGACACUAGAACAGACACUAAUUAGUCAACAUGGGUAUCACUACGGAGACCGCGACAAUCCCGACAGUCGACAUCGGGCCCAUCCUCGACCCCAAAUCAACCAAAGAAGCCCGUCGCACGGUUGUUGAGGCCUUGUCCAAUGCCUGUCAUGUGUACGGAUUCUUCAACCUGGUUGGACAUGGGAUUCCCAAAGAGUCGCUUCAGGAGGCCUUUGAGGUCAACAAGAUGUUCUUCGCCCUUCCCGAAGACAAGAAGAUGGAGGUGGCAAUCUCUAAGUCCGUCGGCCGGUCUUUCCGGGGCUAUGAGCCUGCCGGAAUCCAGACGCACCAUAAGGGCCUUCUACCUGACACCAAGGAGACCUUCAUGGUCGGCCGCGAAGUGCCCCUCGAUGACCCAGACUGCGGAUCCUUCUCAACAGGCCCGAACCUCUGGCCUUCAUGUCUGCCCAAAGAGAAAUUCCAGGACAGGGUCAUGGAGUACCAGGCAAAAAUGCUCGACCUUGUGAGAAUCAUACUCGACAUCCUGGCCCAAGGCCUUCCUUCGGAAUGGGGAUGCCCGCCCACCGUCUUCGACACCCUUCUUGAGGAGCCGUCGAUCCCCAUGCGAUUCCUGCACUACGGCCCCGUACCGUCCCAGGACGCUCGUCAGUUCGGUGUCGCCGACCACACCGACUUCGGAUGCGUCUCUAUCCUCCUUCAGGAGCCCGGAACGACGGGGCUCGAGGUAUACUACCCGCCUGCUGACCAAUGGGUGCCCGUUCCCGUGCUAGACGAUGGCUUCGUCAUCAACAUGGGCGACAUGAUGCAGAAAUACACCGGUGGUUACUACCGCAGCGCCCGCCACCGCGUUCUGACCAACAAGGAGAAGCAUCGACACAGCAUCGCAUUCUUCCUUAAUGGAAACCUGAAGCUCAAUGCCAAGGCGCUCGACGGAUCUGGGGUCGAGACGGUGGUGGGUGACCAUAUACGCGGCCGCCUCAUUGAUACUAUGGGCGAGACGGGCAAGUUACUCAAGCGUGAGGUUGCACCUGUUUCGACAUGAGAUGUGCCCAUAGCCUCGAUUUAUGUUCAUCUACGAAAUAAAAUAGAUCACACAAUUCCACUGUCACUCUCACUUUA
Diaporthe batatas is the source of this 1317-nucleotide messenger RNA. RefSeq lists its product as uncharacterized. The transcript has 3 exons. NCBI's taxonomy places the organism in Eukaryota, Fungi, Ascomycota, Sordariomycetes, Diaporthales, Diaporthaceae. The coding region runs from base 230 to 1240 and encodes 336 amino acids. The record is from RefSeq and is a predicted model, not a curated record. Gene Ontology annotation, molecular function: dioxygenase activity.